Molecule: messenger RNA, 3279 nt
Organism: Geodia barretti
Lineage: Eukaryota; Metazoa; Porifera; Demospongiae; Tetractinellida; Geodiidae
Source: the annotation of a GenBank genome assembly
AUGGGGGCGCGGCUUCGCUUGAGUUGAGUGUUGCGAGUGCUUGGCUUUUCGUAUGGAAAGAUGCAGAGCUACGCCAGAGGAGUGUGGUGGUUGGCAGCUGUGUUCUGUAGCUUGGCCGUUGGCCAGGGGAGCGCAAAGACCGCCGCCCACCUACCAAAGGUAGACCGAGUGGACCACUACGAACCACUCAGCUACAACACCAGACCGUUGGCAGACAAACACGACCGAAUUUCCCGUGGCGUCAUUUGGGAACCGCAAAUCAGGAAACUUCACUUGCAGUUCACAGCAUAUGGCAGAUCGUUCAACCUCCACCUCCGACCAAGUACUGGGGGUCCAUUUUCUCCCGGAGCUAAAUUCACAGUGAACGGAAAGCCUACGACAUCAUAUGACCCAGCAUCUUUCUAUGAGGGAGAAGUACAGGGUGACCCCUCGUCUCAUGUGACCGGUCACGUGAUAGGCGGAGUAUUCAGCGGAGUAUUGAAAACCUCGGGAGGUACCUACCACGUCGAGAAGACCCAAAAAUACUUCUCCAACCACAAGGACCUGUCGUUUCACUCGUUUAUCUACCACGAAGACGACGUCCAGUUCCCAGACCACCGGGCCGGGUGCGUCGUCAAUGGAACGGUAUGGAGACAGCUCACAGAGCUUCAGGCCACCGCGGUUCCACUCGAAACUGGACGGUUGAAACGAUCGUCGAAAAAUGGGGCCGAAUCGCUCGGGAGUGUUCGGGGGAAGCGAGCUCUAACCAACACAGGAGGCAAUUUCUGCCACAUGCGAGUGGCCGUGGACCACUUGUUCUUCUCCCAGAUCGGCGGCGGUAACGAGCAAGACACCUUCGCCGAAGUCGUAACGGCUUUCAAUCUGGUACAAGAGAUCUAUAGCACUACCGAUUUCGAUGGGGACGGAGCUCAAGAUUUCAUAACUCCUUCCAUCGGACAGUUCGAUCUUUUAACGCUCGAUUCCCCUAAUUAUCGAUUCGCAGACUCGUCGAUAGCGGUCAGUGAAUUCCUCGACCGAUGGUCGCAAGACGACCACACUAUGUUCUGUCUCGCACUUCUUCUCACGAAUCGCGAUUUUGCCGACGGUGUUUUGGGUCUGGCGUGGGUUGCGCAGCCCCCCGGGGGAAAUCGCGGGGGGAUUUGUGAAGACAGGGUUCGUCUGAGCGUCGGGGAACGAAGUCUGAACACGGGAAUUGUGACGUACACGAACUAUGGCAACAGACAACCGAGAGCUGUUAGCGUGGUCACCAUAGCUCAUGAGCUGGGACACAAUUUCGGAUCUCCGCAUGACUCACAGGGUGGCCGGUGCUCUCCGGGCGGUAGCAGCGGGAACUUCAUCAUGUUUCCGCAGGCAACCAACGGCCGUCAGACCAACAACAACAGGUUCUCUCCGUGCAGUAGAGAAGACAUAAGAAACGUGCUACAGUCAACCAAGAGUGACUGCUUUGCAACUGAGGCAUUCUGUGGUAAUGCAGUUCUUGAAGAAGGAGAGGAGUGCGAUGUGGAUCGCUGCUGUGACAACUCCACUUGUACCCUUCUAGCAGGGAAUGAAUGCAGCUCCCAGCAAGAGUGCUGUGACCUAAACUGUAUGAUUAUAACUGACAAUCGAACAGAUUGCCGAGGUCAGACAGACUGUGCACUGACGUCAUUCUGCAAAUAUCCUUUCAUCAUGUGUGUUACGUCCACACUAGUUUUAGUUUGUGCAUCAUUAAAGGGAAUGUGGUGGUACAGAAAUUAUUACUGAAACCCGAAACUUAAUUCUUGCACUUGGCCCUAUUGUCCAAUUCUUAAGUUUCGCCUUUUGAACACAAGAGCAACUCACAUAGUUUCUUGACAAACUGCCAGAGGGCGAAUGCUAUUAUUAUUAUAUACUCCAACUGCUUAUUACCAACCUAAAAUUGCUGGUACGAAUUAAUCCAUGUGGCUUUGUACAUGCUCCAAGUUGUUGUAACACAAACAAAUAAAUCUGAUUGUUUUCCUUAAUUAACUCUUUCCUCACUGGGACCAGUGGAGCGUGUCCUCCCUCGCAACCCAAAGAAGGCACUGGUUUGCCCCUGCUCUGUAACAACGGAACAAACGUGUGCGACGAAGGCAGCUGCAUUGGGUCGUACUGCCUCCAGUUUGCGGUGCUCACGGAGUGUCAGUGCACCGGUGGUGACGUCAACGAAGACAGCGACAGACUGUGCGAAGUGUGCUGCAGUUAUCAAGGGGACUGUAUGAGCACCAUCGACCUCGUCGGUAUUGAGUCAAGGGAUUCAGAUCUGACAGGAAUAAGAGGCCUUAGACUGGAGGCUGGAAGAUCUUGCAAUAACUUUCAGGGUUACUGCAGUCAGCAGGACAGCAUUGGUGUCAGUCGAUGCAUAGAAGUCGACAACGAACAAACUCUAAAUGACCUUCUCGACCUACUGAGUUUCGAGACACUCAAUGCGAUCGUAGCCUGGCUAACUGUGUACUGGUGGAUAGCAAUAAUCGUCAUUAUUGCAAUUCUAGUUUUGUUCAUCUUGCUUCAAGCCACCUACCGCAAACGAGCGCCGCUGAAGAGACGGUUUUCGAGAGCAAGAAAUUCAUUGAGACAGAAUUCUUUGGGGGGUGGGGCCAGUGGUGGGAGGGGCCAACAGGUGGAGGGAGGGAGAGGGGGAGGAGGGGGAGGAGGAAGGGGUAGGAGAAGAAGAGAAGAUGGCAGAAGACAAAUUUCACCAGAUGAUGCAGUGAGGCGUCUCUCGGCAUUCUUCCCUACAGCACAACCAGGCAUUGUCCGUGAUGUCAUUCGACAGUCAACGAGCGAAUCAAAAGCCGUCAAACGAAUGUUGGAACUCGAAUUCCCGUUGAAGAAAAUCCCAAUUCCUCGUGCCUAGUUCUCUUGAACAACAAUAUUAUCUGUUGUCGAUUUGUACACUUCUCCUCUUUUUAUCUGCAUUUUAUUUUAGUAUUAUCUCAUGCGUUAGUGUGUGUCUAUUGUAACUUUAUUGCUUCGUGCUUUCUUAUCGCUAUUUCGGACGUGUUCCAUAAUAAAACUUGCUAACUGUAGCACGCAUGGAGGUGAAACUUGGUGCGUAUGUGAAACAACUGUCCAGAGCUCCGGAUCCGCUUCUGUUUUCUCUUGCAUUGGCAUCACAUGGUCUAAUACCUUCAUGUGUAUAUAAUUAUAAUAUUGUUUCCAUAACGACCACAACGGCCAGUCACUAUAAUAGUGGAACCUCCAGAAUGGAUUAAUGAUAAUAAUUAUUAUUAUAAUGGACACUGUUAUAUUAUACCAAGUAUUAUGUUGUCUUUUAUAGGG